UAUCACCAGCCUAUUAAAGAGCAGGUCGACCGAUCGAGCCAACUGCAAUUUAACAGAAACACGGUACUUAUUUAGCUAGCAUUUCCUUCAUCAACUCUCUCCUGCAUCAAACAAUGGCCGAAAUGAGGAUGAUGAUGAUUAGUAUGACAAUACUAACUUUGCUGCCUUUGCUCUCUGGAGCUUUGGAUGUUGCUGAGAUGAGGAAAGUCGCUGCUCGAAACAAUGUGACAUGUAUCUUAGUAUUCGGAGACUCCAGUGUCGAUCCUGGCAAUAACAACGUUCUGCACACGACCAUGAAAGGGAAUUUCCUUCCUUAUGGCAAAGAAUUCUUCAAUGGCCGCCCAACUGGAAGAUUCAGUAAUGGCAGACUUGCCACAGAUUUUAUUGCGGACGCAGUUGGGUAUACAAAAACAAUUCCAGCAUUUCUUGAUCCAAAUUUAAAGCCUGCAGAUCUGCCUCAUGGUGUUAGUUUUGCAUCAGCUGCCUCGGGUUAUGACGACCUCACUGCCAAUUUUUCGAAUGUGUUACCUCUUUCCAGACAGCUGAAGAGUUUUAUGCAUUAUAAAUUAAACUUGACAAGAUUGGUGGGUAAGAAGACUGCUGAAGAUACCAUAAAAAAUGCCUUAUUUGUUAUGAGUAUGGGAACAAAUGACUUUAUCCAAAACUACUACUUGGAACCAACUCGCUCCAAGCAGUUCACUGUGGAACAGUAUCAAAAUUAUUUGGUCUCUUGCAUGGCUCAUUCCAUUCAGGCAAUGCAUAGGCUAGGAGGCACAAGAUUGGCUGUUGUUGGAGUUCCACCAUUGGGGUGCAUGCCACUUGUCAAAACGCUUAUGGGCGAGACCAAAUGUGUGGAAAAUUAUAACAAAGUGUCAUUCUCUUUUAAUUCCAAGAUUCAAAAGAAAUUAGAGAACAUUACCAAAACAUCUGGAAUGAAGAUUGCCUUUGUUGAUGCAUAUGGUAUUGUCGAAAGUGCCAUGAAUAACCCACAGUUAUAUGGUCUAACUGAAACUUCAAAAGGGUGUUGUGGGACUGGAACUAUAGAGUUUGGAGAAUCAUGCAGAGGAUUACAAACAUGCACUGAUCCAGCAAAGUAUGUAUUCUGGGAUGCUGUUCAUCCAACAGAGAGAAUGUACGAAAUCGUUGCUGAGAAAGCUUUGCAAACUCUUGAUGGAAAACUCUCUGUCUAGGGAUUUGGUUGCGUUAACCAAGUGCUUAAUGUAUUGAAAUAUUGAAUCACUCGACUCGUAAAUUCUAUGCAUCAAAGUCGACCUUUAAUUCAUUUCAAGUAAUUCAUUCAAGAGUUUCAAGAUUUACAGUGUGUGUAUACUAAUAACAAUUUAUAUUGAUAAUCA
This is a messenger RNA of Rosa rugosa (rugosa rose), 1355 nucleotides long. RefSeq names its product GDSL esterase/lipase At5g45950. The transcript is spliced from 5 exons. Bases 114 to 1190 code for a protein of 358 amino acids. Lineage: Eukaryota; Viridiplantae; Streptophyta; Magnoliopsida; Rosales; Rosaceae. The record is from RefSeq and is a predicted model, not a curated record. Gene Ontology annotation, molecular function: hydrolase activity, acting on ester bonds.